Lodderomyces margitis is the source of this 360-nucleotide messenger RNA. RefSeq lists its product as uncharacterized. Bases 1 to 360 code for a protein of 119 amino acids. The record is from RefSeq and is a predicted model, not a curated record. Lineage: Eukaryota; Fungi; Ascomycota; Pichiomycetes; Serinales; Debaryomycetaceae. The transcript has a single exon.
AUGCAAUAUAAGCCAGCUACUGAAGCUCAACAAGUUAAACCACCUCAAAUUCCAUCCCCAGGUAACAAUUCGUUCUUAGGUGAUAUUUUCACUUCUGAUGCUCCAAAAGACAAGCAAAUAUCUGCCGGUUUUUAUAGACAAGAAAAGGGGGAGCCAUUGGUUUACACGUACGACUACGAUGAGAUGAAAAUCAUCUUGGAGGUCGAAGGUGAAUACACAUUGACUGAUGAGACUGGCAAAAAGGUUUCCGUUUCCCCCGGUGAUGUAUUUUACUUCCCAAAGGGUACAACGAUUACUUUUGAAACUACCGGUUACGGGUUAGCUUUCUUUACUGGUUUGAGACCAAAUGGCACAGCAUGA